ACAAAUAGAAUGAUCGGAACGAACCCCUUUAAGUAAGUUAGCUAAUUAGCUCCCAUUAGACACUGUCGUAAGUUAUAGUUGUUCUUUCUUCAAUUAAAAUUGAAGGAACUUUCACGUUGUAGAAAAGCGCCAAGCAGUCAACCCAGCAAGACAAGCAUUCACGAUCCAGGAACACUGCCCAUCGGACUUCCAUUUCGUAUUCAAUCACUUCUUCCUUUUCUCUGGUGUGUAGUUGAAUUUCUGAUGUCAAGCCAAGAGAGAUGGUGUGUGGUUACUGGAGGAAGAGGCUUUGCAGCAAGGCAUUUGGUGGAAAUACUAAUCCGUUACGAAAUGUUCUGUGUCAGAAUAGCUGAUUUGGGUCCCUCCAUAAAGCUUGAACCUUAUGAGGAGGAGGGAACCCUUGGCAAAGCUUUAGAUUCUGGCCGUGUUCAAUAUGUAUCUACAGAUCUCAGAGAUAAGGCUCAAGUACUUAAAGCUUGUCAAGGAGCUGAGGUUGUGUUUCACAUGGCUGCUCCAGAUUCAUCUAUUAACAAUUACAGUAUACAACGAUCUGUAAAUGUUGAAGGGACAAAGAAUGUGAUUGAGGCAUGCAUUGAGUUACAAGUAAAGAGAUUAAUUUAUACUAGCUCUCCUAGUGUAGUUUUUGAUGGAAUUCAUGGAAUUUUUGAUGGGGAUGAAUCUCUACCAUAUCCAGUUAAGCAUAAUGAUUUUUAUUCAGCCACCAAAGCUGAAGGAGAAGCAUUGGUAUUGAAGGCAAAUGGUGAGAAGGGACUUCUCACUUGCUGCAUACGUCCAAGCAGUAUCUUUGGCCCUGGUGAUAAGUUACUAGUUCCAUCUUUAGUUGAUGCUGCAAGGGCUGGCAAAUCUAAGUUUAUCAUUGGAGAUGGAAACAACAUGUAUGAUUUCACCUAUGUUGUCAAUGUCGCUCAUGCACACAUAUGUGCUGAACGUGCUCUAGCAUCUAAGGGGACAGUUGCAGAGAAGGCUUCAGGGCAGGCAUAUUUCAUUACAAAUAUGGAGCCUAUCAAAUUUUGGGAGUUUAUGUCUCACAUACUCGAGGGUCUGGGCUAUGAAAGGCCAAGAAUAAAGAUUCCUGCAUGGGUUAUGAUGCCUAUUGCACACUUAGUAGAGUUCAUUUAUAAAUUAUUGGCCCCUUAUGGCAUGAAGGUUCCGCAGUUGACACCUUCACGGAUCAGACUUCUUUCAUGCAAUAGAACUUUUAAUUGCUCGAAAGCAAAGGAUCUUUUAGGCUAUACACCCAUUGUGCCACUUCAGGAGGGCCUUGAGAGAACAAUUGAGUCCUACUCACACUUGAGAGCCGAACACCAGCCUAAAAGAGAUGGUCCAUCUAAAGUGCAUAAAAAUCUUGGAGGUGGAAGAGCUGCUGAUAUACUCUUAUGGAAGGACAUGAAGCAAAGUCUAGCCGCCAUGCUACUUUUACUUGCGUUAUACUACAACUUCAUUGCAUCAGGAUACACCAUUGUUGCAACAUUUUCCAAGCUUAUCUUGGUGGCAGCAAUUUUCCUGUACAUUCAUGCCAAUUUGCCUGAAAGAAUAUUUGGAUGUACUAUUGAGAAAGUUCCUGUUUCAGCUUUCCAUUGCUCCGAGGACAAUUCGCGAAGAGCUGCUCUUUCAGUUGCCUCUCAGUGGAAUACUUUAGUUGGUAUCCUCAAAACACUUUGCAGGGGCGAUGACUGGAUGUUGUUUCUAAAGGUUAUCAUCACACUUCUCAUCAUCAGUUUAUUGGGAUUCAUCUCUCUCCAGAGACUAUUUUUGGCUGGUGUGCUACUUAUUAACCCUCAAAUAAUACUUUUGUUUAUAUCUACUCUCGAGUCUCGACUCUCGAGUGCUCUUUAUACUGUCUUGCAAUGUUCUUAUCUAGCUAAUUUACAGUUACACUUAUGGUUUAAUUGUAGCAACGGUAACACCCUUUGUCGCAUUUUACAUCUACGAGAAGAAAGAGAAAGAAAUCGAUGAUCUAAUUUCAAGGAUUUGUAUCAAGUUGAAAAUCUAACAUACAGAAAAACAAUCAAUAGAUCAUCGGUGGUGUGCUCAUGUUCCUGGGCGCUCGCGUAUUCUUCAUUUGCAGUUUUCAGUUCGGGGAAGGAAAAGGAAUUUUGUGCCGAUUUUUUUCAACCCUUUUGAGACAUGUACAGCUUCUUCUGUUUGAGUUGUCGGUUUGUAGGAUCGUAGUAGCUUUAGUUGGUGAUUUUGCAGAAUCUUUAGCAGGUCUAUUUGGGGUCGUGCUUUCCUCAUUGCCCUCUCUUUGGAUGGGUUUGGCUCCUCUGUAUUUCCCCUGGACCCUGACUUUGUGUGGAAAUACUGGGUUGUUGACUUUGACUAUGACUCUGAUUUCGGGUGCCCGGUGUUGUAACAGUUAAUCCUUGGUCUUGGAUGUCUUUUUUUGGGGUGGAUAUACUGUAUUUUAUUAUUUUUUGAUGAACUUUAUAAUCUUUAAUGCGCACAGCAUUUGUAUCCUAAAAAGAAAAUCUAUUGAUCAAUUUUUCACAUUUUAA
Amaranthus tricolor (Joseph's coat) is the source of this 2516-nucleotide messenger RNA. Its product is annotated as 3beta-hydroxysteroid-dehydrogenase/decarboxylase. Gene Ontology annotation, molecular function: 3-beta-hydroxy-Delta5-steroid dehydrogenase (NAD+) activity. The transcript has 12 exons. Gene Ontology annotation, biological process: steroid biosynthetic process. The record is from RefSeq and is a predicted model, not a curated record. The coding region runs from base 244 to 1977 and encodes 577 amino acids. NCBI's taxonomy places the organism in Eukaryota, Viridiplantae, Streptophyta, Magnoliopsida, Caryophyllales, Amaranthaceae.